This is a messenger RNA of Paramecium pentaurelia, 531 nucleotides long. The record is from the annotation of a GenBank genome assembly. Lineage: Eukaryota; Ciliophora; Oligohymenophorea; Peniculida; Parameciidae.
AUGUAUACUAAAGACUUCUAAGAUAUUGACUCAAAACGUGUUAAGGAAAGACUUGUAGAAAGUGCCUAUGAUAAAGUUUAAAUUUGGAGGAAAAUUUUCGUUGAAGGUUUGAUCAAUGAAAAAGGAGAAAAGCAAUAUUAUACUUUAAAUGAGGCUGCUAAUUUUGUUGGCAUUCCUAAAAAGACUUUAGAAGAUUAUACUUAAAUCUUUCAUAAAGUUGGAUUAAUUGCAUCUCUUUUUGAUUUUUAAGGAAAGAAGAUGGGAUUUUUGAGGCACUUUAUAAGAAAAAACAAAUCGAAAAUAAGAAAAGCUUUAAUAGCUGAAAGAUUAACAUAAUAUGAAAGGAAACGUGAAAAAUUACUUUAAAAAAAACAAGCAUAGUGUUCAAACUUUCUUGAAGAAUUUUCAUCAACAAAAGAUACAGAAUCAAUUUUUGAAAAGAUUUCAGAUAAUAAUAUAUAUAAUUUUGAGUCAGAGGAAUUAGAUGUUUACUAAGAAAGUCGUGUCUUUUUGCCAUUAUUAAAAUUUUGA